GUCUGAUGAUUCGGAGACGGAGUGAAAUGAAAGGAAAGUUCUUCUUGCAAAAACAUUCUUGGAAAAUGUCCCCUUUUCGCUUUUUAGUCUUCCUUUUAUUCAGUGUUGCUUUACAAAGUGGAAUGUGUGAAACAUUAACCGAAGGACGAAAUGAUGGUGUGUUUGAAUUUACUCAGGAACGUUUAACAAGAUCAUCGCGGAAAUUUGACCAAGUUAAUGAAGCUGACGUGGCCGGUUGGUCCGGGGACGAAGUGCAUGGGCGUUCCGCUAGGAAGGUGUCUAUCACUAGCCGCGACUACCACAGAAGAAAUAUUCGUUCAUCCACUAUUGCUAAUUGCGGAGUUACUGGCGACCAAAUUGAUAAAAUAUUAAAUAACCAGUUCCACCUUAAUGACAGCAACUUCAAUCUGGCUUUAUUAUGGACAGGCGAGGACAGCAAGGAAUUGUUGGCACUCACUACAAUGGAGUAUGGUUUCUUGGCAGGCCAGUCCCACUUGUGGUUAAGCUUAGACUAUGGGAAGUCUUUCACUAAUAUUGAUGAUAGAAUUGAAGGAGCAAUCAUAAGGAAAAGCAAUGGUAUCUUCAAGAGUCCUCUCGACUCACAAAGGAUCAUCCUCAUUUCUUACCUGGCCGAUAUGGAUGUGUUUGCAUCCAAAUUCUACAUCUCCAAAGACGGUGCCCGUACUUUCUCUGCUGUCUCACUCCCAUUCCUUCCUGAGGGACGGAUUAAUUUCCAUCCCACCCAUCAAGAUCUGCUCUUUGUCCAAACACCCAACGAGGAAAAUAAAGUAUGGUUGUCAAGGGACUUUGGCACCACGUGGACCACCCUCCAAUCCAACGUCCAACAGGCAUCUUGGGCAACAUCAGAAAUGAAUGCACCGGAUGAUCUCUUCAUGCUUAAAGAAGAAGAUGGCCAGCUAAAUUUGUUAAAAACACCAAAUCUUGGAAAUUCAUAUCAAACUCUUCAAAAGCACGUCCAGAAUUUUGGUCUUCAAGGCAAAUUCAUCUAUGCUGCCAUUACUUCCAGUGAGGAAACAUCAGGUGAGGCACAGCAUAUCUUACAUGUUUCUACUGACAGAGGGCAUUCAUGGCAGCCUACUCAACUACCUGUUAUCACAAGUGAUAGAUUUUUCUCUGUCCUCGACAUGAGUGAAGGUCUCAUCUUUAUGCAUGUAGAUGAUCCAGAAAACACGGGAACGGGAACAAUCUACACGUCUGCUUCGGAUGGUAUCGUCUUUUCAGAGUCAUUAUUGCGCCAUCUCUUUCCAAAUGGCAACCAGGUGACCGAUUUCUACAAGGUGGAGUCAAUGCGUGGAGUGUACCUGGCUAGUCAGAUACAUGAAGACUCUACCAUCCACACAGUGAUUACUUACGAUAGGGGAGGGAUCUGGUCCCCGGUCAGGAGGCCUGCUGAGGUCCCGUGUACAGAUACAGGGGAAUGCCAUCUACAGAUUCACAAUCAGUACAGCAGACUGAAGGGCAUACGCUUCCCAUCGGGGCCGGUCAGUGACAGUACAGCGACUGGACUCCUCUUAGCCCAUGCUACCGUUGCCAGCUCGCUAGAGCUACGACCCCCUGAUGUGUACGUUUCCAGUGAUGGCGGUUACAACUGGAGAUUGGCCCUGCAAGGUCCUCAUCACCUAGCUAUAGCAAACAGUGGUGGUCUCCUUGUAGCCAUUCCAACCAUAGAGGAUGCUACUGAUACGAUCAAAUUUUCCUACGACGAGGGUCAGUGCUGGAAUUCGUACAAGUUCACCGAGGAGAAGAUUUCAGUGACAGGACUCCUGCCGGAACCAAGCAAGAAGUCUCUCAAUGUCAGUAUCUGGGGAUUUGGUGCAGAUGAUAGCCAGUGGAGAUCCUUCAUGAUCAACUUUGGUUCUAUCCUUACGAGGCGAUGUGGGGAUAGUGACUUCAUGGACUGGCAGCCUCAUGAAAACAAUGGCAGGGCUGGGUGUUUGCUGGGACGAAAAGAAGUCUUCAGUCGAGUCCGACCCGAUUCUCUCUGUCGGGUUAGCUUCAUGUUUGAGCAGCAUCCAACCUCGAUGACGUGCAGUUGUGAUAAAUCCGACUAUGAAUGUGACUAUGGAUUUUAUAGAAAAACAAAUUCUACAGAUUGUAUCCUGAGUCCAGAGUUUCAACAUAAAGACCUUGAGUACUGUGAAUACGGCCACGAAGAAGAAUUAAAUUCCUGGGGGUAUAGGAAGAUUCCUGGGGAUAGCUGUGUGGACGGUUAUCAGCCCCAAAGGGACGUAGAGAAAUUAAAAGCAAGGUGCGGAACAUCGUCACAAACAAAAAAGUCACAUUCAGCUGCAGUGGGGAUUCUAGUCACAUUGUUUGUUGUUAUAGUUUUAGCACUGGUCUACAUUUUGUACAAGAAAGGCAAAUUUAUGUCCUUACACACUGGCCUCAGGACAUACAGAUACAGUAAAUUAAGUCAAGGAGAUUCCUGCGAAAAUAAUCCCCUUGAUUUGUCUGAGCCAGUGCAAGGUUACCAUGAUGACUCAGAUGAGGAUAUGCUAGAAUGAACAUAGCAAUCAGGAGGUCCCUUUGUGUUUGUGGGAUACUACUAUAUACUGCUACACAUCUACAUAGCUGUACUUCAAAAGGAAGACAAAAGUAUUGAAUUAAAUAAGUGCCUUUUAAUAACAUGAUAUGAGAAUAACAUCAUUUAGUGAUUUUGUACUUUAAUAAUGGGCUAUCCUAUGGCUUGUUCGGAUAUGGCAUGACUUCACUUUGCAA
Molecule: messenger RNA, 2739 nt
Organism: Lytechinus variegatus (green sea urchin)
Lineage: Eukaryota; Metazoa; Echinodermata; Echinoidea; Temnopleuroida; Toxopneustidae
Product: sortilin-like
Exons: 21
Coding region: 6-2525 (839 amino acids)
Biological process (GO): Golgi to endosome transport; vesicle organization; endocytosis
Cellular component (GO): membrane; Golgi apparatus
Molecular function (GO): protein binding
Source: RefSeq, a predicted model, not a curated record